Messenger RNA from Schistosoma mattheei, 3852 nucleotides. The record is from the annotation of a GenBank genome assembly. NCBI's taxonomy places the organism in Eukaryota, Metazoa, Platyhelminthes, Trematoda, Strigeidida, Schistosomatidae.
AUGGUAUUCGUACAGGUAGAACAAGCUUUUGCUAACUCAUUAAAUAAAUUAUAUGAACAAGACGAAGGAAAAAAUCAAAAUGAAUCUCAACAAAUAUUCCCUUUAAAAUGUGACAAUAAAACAAGAACUCUGUCAAUCAUACAUAACGAUGAGAUAACCAAUCUGGAUUGUUUCUUUUAUUUGUGGAAUCUUUUCAAUGUAACACCAGUCGAUUCUGAUAUUAUCUCUGUUGGACCUGUUGUAAUGGAUAAAUGCUGCUUAUUUCAAUAUUUUAGUCAGGAGAAAUGUUGUUAUGUUUGGUUUACGAAACAUCCACCUUAUAUUGACAAUCGAAAUAUCAGCUCGUUGAUACUACUCUUAGAAACAUUCAUUGGGCACAUCUUUCAAUCAAAUCUAGAAGUUCAUUAUAUGGAAUCAUUAUCCUGUCUCAUUCUUUUAUCAUGGUGGAAUAUCGCUUUCGGGCAUUCGGAAUCUUAUCAAAUCAUAGCUUAUGAAUUAUAUAAUGUAUGGAUUCGUUUGAUUCCUCAAAUUGUUGAAAACGCAUCAUUGAUUAUUGAUCAAUUCUCUAGUUAUCCUGAACAUUUAAACUUAUUUAUCAUAAAUCUUUUACGUAUCUACGUGGAUCAUAAUUUCCAAAAGGAAAAUGUAUGGAAGCUUUCUAAAGAUACCGCUUCUCAAAUGACUGGUAUUCAUGCAUCUGUAAAUAUGCAUGGUUUAAUUGGAAUUUAUCGUAAAUCUAUUGAACAGUUGAAUAUUAAUAAUACAAAAAGUCUUUCAACUAUAAAUACGCUAAGUCAAACUGUUUCUAUCAAUACUACCUGCUUAGCCAUUGUGGAGAUCUUAAAGAGACUUGUACGCUUAGGUUUAGCUGACUGUUUGAAACAAAAUCCUGAUUUACCUAUUAUGUCAUUUGCUGACAAACAGAUUAUCGAACGUUUCAAUAUGGUUCGAGAUUAUUUACUUGUUCGAGCUUCUCGUUUAUUAGCUUAUGAGUUAGAGUCUAAUGUGAAUUGUAACUAUUUACCAAAACAAUUCACAUGUUUGGUACAUGUCACUGCACCGAAACAUUUAAUUUCUGAAUUGUUAAAUAUUUCACUAUGUAAAUCUGAAAAAAUUUAUCAUAGUAAAAAUCCUCAUAUUGAUUUGAUUUCUUGGACAUUGGAACAAAAGCUGAAUGUUACUGACUAUGCAUUCUGGUGUGUUACGUCCAUUGAUGUUAAGGAUAUUGAAGCUAUAAAUUACUUAUUGUCUCGUUUACUUCCGCAUGCUAAACUCUUAGCCAAAGAUCAUCUAUUCUGUUAUUCACUUAUACUGCAUCUUGAUCGUGUUCGUAAAGCUGCACUACCAGAUAAUGAACAUAUUAAGCUUCUUCGUUCUGUAUUUGAACAUCUGUCAAUAUCAAGUAAAUGUGAUCUAUUAACAACACUUCAAUCAUCAUUGAAAAAUUCUAAUCGAUCAACUCCAUUGCCUAAUUCAACUGUACACUUUCAAAACACUUUCAUUUAUCUUAAUUCUGUCCAGUUUCUUCUAGAUUGUGAAUUGUUGUUAUUCACUAAUCCAGUGAGAUUUUUAGUCGAAUUAAUUCGUCUACCAGUCAAUCGUAAAUGUCCCCAUUCACUAAUUGCAGUUCAUCAACUUCUUGAUCAAUUAUUGUAUGUAUUUCAAAUUCCGAUUAAUUUUUCUACUGGAACAAAAUUUCUACCUGAAACGAACAAUGAUAAAUUUACGACGACUUUAUCUGAACAACAAAUUGUGCAUAGUACAAUUUUUCAAGAAUUAAUUUUAAUCGAUUGGUCAAAUCGUAAAUCAUAUUUAGACAUUUCAUUAUUUGGCCAUGAAGAUCUUUAUAAUGAAUUAAAUAAUGGAAAUUUAUUCAAUGUAAAUUUCCAAUAUGAAGAGGAAAAGAAUAGAAGCGACUUAUUAAACAAUAAUAAACUAUACCAAUUUAAUAUGUCUGAAGAAGUAUGGUCAAGUUCUAAAUUAUCAGAAAACCCUCUAUUGAAUACUAUCGUUUAUUUAUUUAAAAAGCCAAAUUGUUUCAUCCAAAUAAACAACAUUAUGAAGUAUUUCUUAACACUUGUAGAAAACAAUAUCAUGAAUAAAUCAUCUUCUCAUAUUGAUCAUUUAACGUCUACAACUCAUACUACUAUCAAUACUACUACUACUAAUAUAAUUGAUAAACAGCAUACUUCUAUUCAACAUAUACAUAUUCGAUUAUUUAUUCAUAUAUUAUUUUUACUUACAAAAGAUACAUCUAUUAUUCAACUUUUAAAUAAAAUUAAUUUAAAUGAAUUCAUGGAACAAAUUAUUCAAUUGUUCAAUAUUCUAUUUUUAAAUCAAGUGAACAUUAAUAAUAAUAAUAAUAAUACAAUUUGUCACUAUCUUAUUUCAAAUGAAAUUGACAUUAUAGUAUUUGAAUUAAUUCAUUAUUGUUGUUUUUAUCAAGAUAAUAAACAAUUAAAACAAUUAGAACAAUUAAAACAAAUUAAAAAUAAUCUUUUAUUAAUUUAUAAAUUAAAACAAACGAUUCAAAAUUCAAUGAAUAUAUAUAAUUGGUAUAAACAAAGAUGUUUAUAUUUGUUUAAUAUUAUAUUUAGGUCAUCAAUUGAAUCAUUAAAAACUAAUCUCAUGCCUAACUCUCCUCAUCUUUUAUCUGGACUUGAGACUGACAGUAACUCUAGAGGAUCUCCAAAUGAAGUUAUUAAUCAAUUAGAUAAUAUUAAUAAAGAGGAUAAUAAUGAUAAUAUUAAUGAAUAUUUGAAAGAGAUUCAACAAUUGAAAGAUAAAAUUUUAGAUUUAUCCAUUGAAAUAAAUGAAAUGCAAAUGAAUUCAUUGAAAUAUUUAAUGGAUAUUAAUUUAUUUUAUGAAAAUACUCGCAUACAAUUCAAAGCUAUUCCCGUUGUUCCAUCAUUAACAGAACAAACAGAAGGUUUCAAUUCACUGUUAUCUUCAAAUACAGUGGUUAGAGAAAAUUAUAUAAAAAGUCAAAUGGUGAUAUCACCACGUUUACUAUAUUUCAUUUUUGAGCUAGCCACUGUUUCUAAUACAUUAUGCAGUGAAGUAUUAAAAUCAGUCGUAAAUCAGUCAUUGAAAUUUAAUGGUCAGUUACGGGAUCACAUAUCAAAAAUUAGUUCUGGUCAUUUGUUAAUUGCUAUUCAAUUGUUUCUUAGGAAAAUUGCCAAAUCAAGACAGUGGAAAUGUUGGGGACGAUUAUACUUUCUAUUGUAUAAAUUACUCAAAGCUGGUGUAUUAGUUUAUCCUGUACCGAACUUAAUUAGUGACUGUCAAGAGACAAAUGAUAAUACGCCUUCAAGAUUAUUCUACUUAUUGGAUUGGAGUAAACUUUGUGGUUCAUUCGAUCUCUUAACAUUAACAUCAGAUCUAUUCAAUUUAUGGUGUAUGUCAUUGGAAAUCCCAUAUAGUCAAUUAUUAAAUCCUUUUCAAUCCUCCAAUCAUCUCUCUCAUGAUACCAGCAACAAACUAUAUCAUCGAAAUACUGAAUUUUACAUUCUUUGCCAUUCAUUAUGUGAUUUAGUCUCGUAUUUAUCCUCAGUCAUUUCUUUAAAUUCAAAUAAAAACAUUAACCAGAUUUGUAAUAAUGAUAACAAUAACAAUAAUGACUGUGAUACUGUAAAUAGUGAUGAUGAUAUUAUCUCUUCAUUAAAAACUAAUCAAUCUAUACAAUAUAGUAAACAAUUAACUAUCAAUUUACUUGAUCAAUUAUCAAAUCGUUUGUCGAAUAAUCUGAUCUCGAACUUAUUAAUCAAAUCAAAUUCACAAUUGAAUGUUUCAAAUGAAUUGAAUCGACUGAAACAGACAAUUUUAUUGGUAAAAGAUUUAAACAAAACUUAA